This is a messenger RNA of Exophiala oligosperma, 2541 nucleotides long. RefSeq lists its product as uncharacterized. Bases 1 to 2541 code for a protein of 846 amino acids. Gene Ontology annotation, molecular function: peptide-N4-(N-acetyl-beta-glucosaminyl)asparagine amidase activity; carbohydrate binding. Gene Ontology annotation, cellular component: cytosol; nucleus. The transcript has a single exon. Lineage: Eukaryota; Fungi; Ascomycota; Eurotiomycetes; Chaetothyriales; Herpotrichiellaceae. The record is from RefSeq and is a predicted model, not a curated record. Gene Ontology annotation, biological process: protein quality control for misfolded or incompletely synthesized proteins; protein deglycosylation; carbohydrate metabolic process.
AUGUCUCUCAAGAAGAACACCAUUGUCCUCCUGACAAGUCUCAUAUCGCUCUCUAGAGCUCAAGACAACUUCAGCGGUGUCAACUACGCACAAUAUGUCAACCCAUUAAUUGGGUCCGAGGGACCUAUGCCAGGGCAAGCCUUUGGUGGAGGUGACAUCUUUGUUGGCGGUGCUGUGCCCUUUGGAGUGGUCAAGUUCGGCAUCGACACAUACGAGACCAACCUGACCUUAUCAACGAUCAAUGGCGGCUACACACCCGAAGGACUCGUCACGGGCGUGUCUCUUAUGCACGAGAGCGGCACCGGAGGGGCACCCAAGUAUGGAAUUGUGCACCAAAUGCCUCUCACCACAAUAACAUCUCCUGUCAACAUCCUGGACAACACAACAUAUUGGCAGAGGCGUGUCGGUAACGAGACCGCACAGAUAGGGUAUUACAGUUCGACGCUCGAGAACGGCAUCGCCAUUCGCCUCUCGGCAGCGAGGCACAGUGGCAUUGUCCAAUAUGACUACCCUCCAGGAGAAGGCCACGUCCUGGUUGACGUCUCGCACUAUCUACCAGGAUACGACGGGUACAACUCUCAAGACUUUCUCGGCGGAGAAAUCGAACUUCGUGACGGCGGCCAGCAGUACACGGGCUACGGCCAGUAUGGGGGCGGCUUCGGAGAAGGAGCGCCCAUGCGUGUCUACUUCUGCGGAGAGUUUGAGAAUGCUCCCGACCAAGCGCAGACGUGGAGGGCCCGAAACACCGAUCCAUAUCUUCGACAGCACGUCUUCUCGAACGAGCCAUAUGGAAUGCCCACGUACACCGGCAAUGUGAGCCAGCAAUCCGGAUUCCUGAAUGACCGAGUAGGAGCGGUGUUCAGCUGGACUGGCACGAAUUCGUCGUCUUCGAGCGUUGUCUCAAAGAUUGGUAUCUCGUUCAUAUCCGUCGACAAGGCGUGCACGUUCAAGGACGAUGAGAUCUCGUCCUGGGAGGUCAACGACACUGCCUCUGCCGCGGUCGAUGAGUGGAACACCGAUGUGUUUAGCAAGAUUCAGGUCCCUCUUGAUGCCUCUCAGAACGAGACCAACAUCAUCCUCCUGUACUCGAGCUUGUAUUUUAUGCAUCUCAUGCCAUCCGAUCGUACGGGUGAGAACCCGCUGUGGGAAUCCGACGAACCUUCAUUCGACGACUUUUACACCGCCUGGGACAUCUUCCGGUGCACGGUGUCGUUGUACCAUUUACUCCAACCGGACUACUACGAAGGCAUGAUCCGAUCGUUGAUCGACAUCUGGCGGCACGAAGGCUACAUGCCAGACGGUAGAAGCGGAAACUACAACGGUUUGACUCAAGGAGGUUCCAACGCCGACAACAUCCUCGCCGACGCCUACGUCAAGGGCCUACGUCGCGGCAUCAACUGGACGGCAGGCUACCAAGCGAUGGUCAAAGACGCCGAAGUGGUGCCCUACAACACGUUCAGCCCGCUCGACAUGACUGGCAGCGUCAAGGAGGGCCGCGGGGCCUUGUUCGACUGGAUCCCUCUGGGCUACCUGUCGGUCGACGGCAGUGCUCGCUCCCUCUCGCGCAGCGUCGAGUACUCCCUCAACGACUUUUCGCUUUACCAGGUGGCGCUCGGGGAGGCGCCGCAGGACGCGCAAAAGUACCUCAACCGGUCGGCGCAGUGGCAGAACAACUGGUCUCACGACGCUGUGAGCGUUAACACGACGCCCGAGGUCUUCACGGGGUUUCUGGCCCCUCGGCUCCAAAACGGCCAGUUCAACCUGUCGGGCUACAACCCUGCUCUCUGCGGCGGGUGCGAGUGGGACGCCAUCACCUACGAGGCCACUCCGUUCGAGUACUCGUUCGUGGUGCCUCACGACGUCGAGACGCUCGUGGCUUUCAUGGGCGGCGCCCCCUCCUUCGAGGCCCGCCUCGACUACAUCUUCCGGCCCAACACGUCGCAACAGAACCUGGGCGCCAACGGCGCCGGCAUCACCACCAUCAUGAACAUCGGCAACGAGCCGGACUUUGCCACGCCGUACCUCUACCACUACGUCAACAAACAACACAAGUCCGCGCAGCAGUCGCGCAGCCUCGCCAACGAGUUUUUCCACAACUCCGACUACGGCGUGCCGGGCAACAGCGACGCCGGCGCCCUCAACAGUUGGCUCCUGUGGCAGAUGCUGGGUCUGUACCCGAUAGUCACCCAGCCCGUUUACCUGCUGGGUUCGCCGUGGUUCGGCGACGUCAACGUCACCAUCAACAACAAUUCCACGUUGCGAAUCGUCGCUCACGGGCUCGACGACGCCAGCGCCAGUUACUACGUCCAGUCCGUCGUCGUCAACGGUCGGAAUUGGACGCAGAACUGGCUACAGCACACCGACGUCAUGGUCCAAGGUGGCACUGUCGAGUUCUUCCUCGGAACCAACCCGGUCGUGUGGGAGACUGGACCUCCCCCGCCUAGUCCUGGUCACGGCGGUGUCCCAAACCCGAACGGCACAUAUGCCAUGGCAGAGACUAUAGGUUACAAGAGGUUGAAGAGGCGAGAUCUGGGGAUUUGA